CAAACAAUCACUUAAGGUAUCCUAUUACCACGUCAUUCAUGUGUCACCGAUAUUGCUUCACUGGCGUCAAAAUCACGCGAGAUCGUAGAACCUUUGAUCGCUUCUAUAGAACCUUUGAUCCGAUGCACAUUGUAUUAAUGUAACACAUGGGAGAUCACACGUCUGAGAAGCUGAGAGUAGAAAACGUCCGACUAAAACAUCAGCAAAAUGAGCUCUCUUCGGACCUUAACGAGGAGAAGGAGAUGGUGAAAUACCUUCAUGGUGUGAUUAAAAAUUACGAAGUCUUAUUGAAGAGAGGUUCAAAACAACGUGACAUCAACAUUCCUGUUAUCGCUAGCUCGGGAUCUUUCACUAGCGAAGAGGCAGUUGUGUAUGGGUCUGAACAACGUGAAAAGAUUGGUCUCCAAAUUGGUCUAGGAAUGGAGAAGGUAAAGCGCAAAGGUAAAGAGAAGAAGGAAAAAGCCGGUUUUUUAAGGCAAAUGCGUGAGAAAGCGUUCAAGAAGAAGUUUGUUUCAGGGGAUACAACGCAACGUAACGCUAAGGACAGUGAACGCGAUCAGACAAGUGAGGUUGAACUUUCAAUGCACGAGAAAACAAAGGGUUCACAGUUAGACUGUCAUCUGAGACAGCAGAAUGAAAGCCCUUUUGUUGGAUCUAGCCGAACAAGCACACCGAUACGGGAUUUUGUCCCAGGGAGCUAUUUUAGAGGGAGGCCUUCGGGCAGAUUGGAAAAUAAUCCUGCGAAGACGGAAUCUAAGGAAUGUAGGGUCACAGUACCUUAUCCCCUAAUCGAUGAUGAUCUGUUUUUAUGUGACAGUCAUGGUACCAAAGGUGACGAAACAACACCUAGUCACGCUCCGUUUCGAAAAUUGAAUUUUGGAAAUUACGGACCUGAUCGUGUGUAUUAUGGCCGGUAUGCAAACAGACAAAGUCCUGCUAACCACUCAGCGAAGUUUUUUAGCAUUCCUUAUAAGGACAUUGUGACGGAUGUGAUGGAAGAGGUAGCUGAGAUACCGGAAGUUUCUGAUAUUGACCGGAACUCAUCGAUGAAGGUAAAUGUGAUGGAUUUAAUCGAGAGUUCUUGGGAACAGAUGGAGCAAGCUUGUGACACGGAAGAAGGGGACCUAAGCGACAUAACAGACGGCGAGCUAGCGCAAUCAUGUAACGCAACGACGUCUCAGAAUAAAAGUCACGCAAAUAUAUCACGCAAUAAUGGCAACGCGGCACAGUUACCGUCUGAUACUGACUCUGCUUCUAGUGGUAGUAAAAGCAGGGAAGAAGAUACAACGCUGUCACGCGACUUUGGUAACGCAACGCCGUCACACGAGGUUCGUGAUUUUGCAGUUGAAACACCGAGUGAUUCGGUUAGUAACGCAAUGAAUCCCGCACAAGCACACGACAUAUGUAGUAAACCAGAGAAACAAAAGAAUAGUCGAAAAACUCGCAAAAAUUUGAAAGAAGAGAAAUAUGAGAAACCACGUGACCUGUCACGCAAUGAAACUAUCACAAAAGUACAUGAUGUUAAAGAGAAAAGCCAUGAAACUAAAACAUUGCAUGAAAAAUCAUCAAAAUCCAACAAUGCUUUUAUUUUGAAUGACCAGCAAUGUAGCAAAGAUGGCACAAUAGCAUCAAGCAAUUCUGAUCCACAAACUGAUACCGUGACAAAUGAAACAGGGAAUUGCACCGAAUUAAAACAGAAACUGUCACACAACAAGUCAAGCAAUCCCCGUGUGAAAGGUGAUAACGCAAACGCAGUCGAAGCUUCAAAAAAACAGCCAUUCGAUAAGAACCAUAACAUUCGUCAUUUGAGUGACAUAAAGAAUAACGCUGAGUUACAGUCACGCAAUAUUAAUUUCCAUCGAAUGUCACGCAACGAUAGUAUCGGAAGCAGUAUUUCGAACUCUUCAAACCGCGCAAAUAAUCCUCCACAAAAACGUAAACUGCGUGACAAAAGGAAUCACGCAGAUGAGUUUUUAGCACGCAAUAUGGGUAACGCAAGUCGUAGUGCUUCAGACAUGAGCCAAAGCAGUCCCUGUUUGAGUGAAUUUGAAGACUUCAGCUCGUAUAACGAAAGUGACAGUGAUGCGUCUCUGACUGGGGAUGCGCUAGUGCAGAUGAGCUGGAUUCUGGAUAGAAUGAUGUCAAAAUUAAAGAGAACUAAAGAUUCUCUGGAAAUAAGUGACACGACUCUCUCUCGGAUGGAGAGACGCGUGGAGUAUCUGGAAAGUUUUGCAUUCGGAGAAGAAUCAGAGUGUUUAUAAUAUGCUUAGAAAAAGAAACAAAAACAUAGAACCGAUAUAUAUAAUUUUUUAUAUUUAUUUUUUAUUUCCAAUGAGAAAAUAUGUGAGAAUCUCGUAAAGGUACACAGGUUGAUUGUGGUACUGCGAUAUAGUAUUACUGCAAAUUAAAAAGAAUUAGAAAAAAUGGGACGACUUUGUAAGUGUCUUAACAAUUAACCACAUUCGAUUCGAAGUCUUUUUGGCUUGUAAAGUAGCUUCCUAACGAAGCGAUGGAAUUAUUGAAAAAAAAAAUUAUUGAAUCAAAA
Molecule: messenger RNA, 2545 nt
Organism: Nematostella vectensis (starlet sea anemone)
Lineage: Eukaryota; Metazoa; Cnidaria; Anthozoa; Actiniaria; Edwardsiidae
Exons: 1
Coding region: 147-2261 (704 amino acids)
Source: RefSeq, a predicted model, not a curated record